AUGAGGUCGGCGGCGGGUUACAUGCCCAUUGUUGCGGAACGUGGUGGGUGCUGACGUUGUCCCGCUCAGUGAAUGGGAAUGUCCGAGGUUCCGGGAAUCGAACUGAUCCUAAACCGGGAGGCGGAGGCCAGAGCACCCCACUGUCCGCAUGGUCCAACUUUGUUGUUUGUGAAGGUAACUCGCAAGAAACGAGAAUCCAGGAGGUUUUAUGCCUGUGCAGCUUGUAGAGAUCGCAAAGACUGUAACUUCUUCCAGUGGGAAGAUGAGAAGGUGUCAGAAGCCCGGCAAUUAGCAAGAGAAGAAUUGAAUCGAAGACGACAGCCACCAUUUACCCAUCAGCAAUAUGUGGAGAGAUACCAGCGAUUUGUGUCUUUACCCUUGGCAAAUAGAACGUUCUGUACAGACUGUCAGAUUUUGCUACUUCCCGAGGAGUUGGACCAGCAUUCAACUCAUGAUCAGCUGGGACACGUCGCUCUCUGUCAACUGAAAAGACCCAGUCUUUUGCUGCUUCCACUAGAAAACAAGAAGACCAAUGCUCAGUACCUGUUUGCUGAUCGCACUUGCCAAUUCUUGUUGGAUUUAAUUGCUUCAUUGGGCUUUAGAAGGGUGCUGUGUGUUGGAACACCACGCCUACAUGAGCUAAUAAGAGUGUGCCAGUCUGAAAAUAAGGAACCGUUUAUAAAGAGUCAACUUCUGGAUAUUGAUUUCAGAAAAGCCAGAAUUGAUAUCAGGACAGUCGUAAAGUGUGAGAGAUCGAACAGUUUCAUAUGCUGUUUGGAAAUUACUGCCCCCAUCAAUGUAUAUGACAUGUUUUGGUAG
This is a messenger RNA of Rhincodon typus (whale shark), 819 nucleotides long. Its product is annotated as rRNA N6-adenosine-methyltransferase ZCCHC4-like. Gene Ontology annotation, cellular component: cytoplasm; nucleolus. Gene Ontology annotation, biological process: rRNA methylation. Lineage: Eukaryota; Metazoa; Chordata; Chondrichthyes; Orectolobiformes; Rhincodontidae. The transcript has 6 exons. The record is from RefSeq and is a predicted model, not a curated record. The coding region runs from base 73 to 819 and encodes 248 amino acids. Gene Ontology annotation, molecular function: rRNA (adenine-N6-)-methyltransferase activity; zinc ion binding.